GGAUUUGAAUCGGCGGCGGUUGCGGCGGCGGCGACAUGGAGGCGGUGGGGCGGAGCCUGGAAGCUCAGCUCCGGAGCUACGUCGGCAGCGACCCGCUGGAACCGUGGGACAGGUACGCGCGGUGGCUGGAGGGCUGCCUGCCCGCCUCGGAGCGGCGAGCUCAGCUGCCUGGCCUCCUAGAGCGGCUGGUGGCGGCGUUCCUGCCGGACGGGAGGUACCGCCGGGACCCCAGGUUCGUCGGCUACUGCCUGAAGCUGGCAGAGUUCAUCACCUCUCCUUGUGAGUAUUUUGACUACCUGUAUGGACAGGGAGUUGGUGCAAAUGCCUCUGCCUUCUACAUUGCGUGGGCUCAGCAGCUGGUAAAUGAGGGCAAGGUGCAGUGUGCGAUAGCUGUCCUUCAAAAAGGAUUUCACAACCAGGCACAACCACAAGAGAACUUGGAACAGCUAUACUGCUGGCUGCAGAAUUACGAUCCUCAGAAUCCUCUGCAAGGUGCUGCUGUUAUAAAGCCACUUCAAACUUCACAUGCUGCAAAUCAAAUGUCUCCUCGGAAAAGUGUUACGAAUCUCAAUGAUCCAGCAUAUACUUGCAAUAAUCAGGGUCCUGAUUGUGCUGGUACUCAGUCCUGCUCUUCUGGUGAAAGAGAAGUAAAGUAUGUGACAUACCUCUCCAAAUCUGAAGUUCUUCCUAAGUCGUCAUCUGCUGCUGUUGAAUGUGAGCAGGUUGCGAUGUAUAAUAAAAACCUGCUCAUAUGUGAAGGCUCUGAACUUUCAUUUGAGGAGCUCAGAGCCAAGCGAUACUUCAAGAAAUACGAGCGCCUCAGAAGACAGAAAGAACGCGGAGAAGAAGAGAGAGAUUCCAUAAGAAGAAAAGAGUCAGCUGUCCUUGAACUGCAAGCCCUGCAGCAGAAGCUAGAACAGCUCACUCAGCUCACCAAAAGUUUGGAGGAAACUAGACUGGAACCAGCAUCUACAACAUUAGCUGAACAAAAUAAGCCAUCAGUAUAUCCACAUGUAGCACCCACCAGAGCUCUGCAGCAGAAAUGGAUGGCAUCUUGUCAAAGCUCAGGUCUGCAAACCCUCCAAGGGCUGGUGCCAGACCAGCUUCAGUCAAGCACUUUGUCAUCAAAUGUUCUUACACUGAAGUCCGCGAACCCAGUUGGCCACCAGAUGAAAUCUUCCUUGUUGUUGGAAGAAACAUACAAGAAGGACACAAUCAAAACUCAGCAAGAGCUUGGAGAAGUCCAGAAGAGUUUGUUACACCCUCCAUUCAACAGUGCUCCAGCUCAGGAAGAGGUGCGUCCUGACUCGACUCUUACUUGGAGCACUGGAGAACAGCACUCUAAAAAGAGAUCCACUGGACUAGCUACUUGUGUGGACGUGAAGGAAGCAUCUAGAGUUGGAAAUUCUUCCUUUGCUUCUGGAAAUGCUUCUCAAGCUACACCAAAUACCUCUGUUGGAGGAGCAGCGCAGGCAACGCCAUUCAAAGUGCAACCUUCACCUACAGUUCAUACCAAAGAAGCAUUGGGAUUUCUAAUGGAUGUGUUUCAAACACCCUUCUCACCUGAACCAUCUCUUGAAGAAAGUGAGGAGCAAUUUGAGUUUUUUUGUAGAAAAAGAGAGCCUGAUGGAACCUUGAAAGUUAAGGUUGCUGCCCCUGUUGUGCCUAUGUUUUCUAUCUUUGAAGAUGAGAAUGAAAAAGAGAACAGCAGAAUCCCACAGCGUAAAAAGAAGCCAGAAGAGCCCAGAACUAUUGGACAACGUCCCUUGACUGACUGUACAGAAGAAGAAACAGGGACACCAGAGUUCUUGAGGGAUGAUUAUACGGUGUGGAAUGUACCAUGUAGUAAUAAAACAUUAGCUGCCAGUCCAAACAACACACGAGACUUUGCACGAGCUGCCCAGCUUGUAUCAACACCAUUUAAUUACCUGUCGGCACAUUCAAGACGAGCUUUGGAGGACAAAGCUCCCGGGGAUGACAUGCUGCAAAUGGAUUUGGAGUUUUCUGAAGAACUGCACAGACAGGCAAAAACUAAGAAGCUAAGCCCUGCUCUUGAACACAUUGCAGAACAAGGAGAGCAUCAAGGAAAUGUUAUUGCUACAGCUGCUUCUCACAGAUUACAUGAGCAGACUGCCACUAGUAGAGCUGAAUAUUCGUCUGUUGGGCUGGACAAGAAUUCCCAUGACAAGCUGUCUGGAACUGAGCAGGACAGGACAGCCAGGACUGGUAGAGCUUCAGUCCUUGUUGAGAACCCAUGGGAUAAGGAAUUGAUUUGCAAAUUCUUAUCAGAGCUUCCUAAACCACUCAACACCUACGACAACUGUUUUGAAUGGAAAUCUGCUCUUCCAACCAUCAAACUGAAGGCUGAACUCCCCUUGGGUUCUAGCUCAUUCCAUGUGGACUGCUUGGUUGGAGAAGGAGCUUUUGCUCAAGUCUAUCAGGCUUCCAUUCUGGAUGCCAGUAACCCUAGAAACAAUCAGAAAGUAACAUUCAAGGUCCAGAAACCUGCUAAUCCUUGGGAGUUCUACAUAGCAACCCAACUGGUAGAAAGACUUGAUCCAAGUAUACGCCAUCUUUAUAUCCACUUUUAUUCUGCUCAUUUUUUUCAAAAUGGAAGCAUUUUAGUUGGUGAGCUCUACAACUAUGGAACAUUGCUGAAUGCCAUAAACAUUUACAAAAAACUUCCUGAAAAGGUGAUGCCUCAAGCACUUGUAAUCUAUUUUGCUGUAAAAAUUCUUUAUAUGGUAGAAGAGCUCCACAGCUGCAAAAUCAUCCAUGGUGACAUUAAACCUGAUAACUUCCUACUUGGAGAAAGGUUUUUGGAUAAUGAUACAUGUGACAUUGACGGCCUCUCUCAUGGCUUGACACUCAUUGACUUGGGACAGAGUAUAGAUAUGAAACUCUUUCCUGAAGGAACCGCGUUUACUGCAAGGUGUGAAACAUCUGGGUUCCAGUGUAUUGAAAUGCUGACACAGAAACCGUGGAACUACCAGACAGACUACUUCGGCGUAGCAGCAACAGUCUACUGCAUGCUCUUUGGUACCUACAUGCAAGUGAAGAAUGAAAAUGGUGUCUGGAAGCCUGAAGGUUCCUUCAGAAGGCUUGCCAAUGCUGAAGUGUGGAAAGAGUUCUUUGACAGCAUGCUAAACAUACCGAAUUGCCAUAGCCUGCCUACUUUAGCAGUUCUACGCAAAAGGCUGAAGGACUUAUUUUGCAAGUCAUAUGCAAAGGAAAUAAAGUUCCUUCGGAACAGACUUGUUGUGUUGCUCAUAGAGCACAAACGAUCACGAAAAUAAGCAUUUAGCUUACAAAGUGGUUGAGAAUUGGAACGUCCUGAAUGCGAAAUCUUUUUGUAAUACCUUGUUUUAAAAAAUAAACGUUCUUGGGUUAGCUUCAGGAA
Messenger RNA from Oxyura jamaicensis (ruddy duck), 3400 nucleotides. RefSeq names its product BUB1 mitotic checkpoint serine/threonine kinase (gene BUB1). NCBI's taxonomy places the organism in Eukaryota, Metazoa, Chordata, Aves, Anseriformes, Anatidae. Gene Ontology annotation, biological process: mitotic spindle assembly checkpoint signaling; protein phosphorylation; meiotic sister chromatid cohesion, centromeric. The transcript has 25 exons. The coding region runs from base 36 to 3296 and encodes 1086 amino acids. Gene Ontology annotation, molecular function: protein kinase activity; ATP binding. The record is from RefSeq and is a predicted model, not a curated record.